This is a messenger RNA of Apodemus sylvaticus (European woodmouse), 5604 nucleotides long. It is a transcript of the gene Tm7sf3, whose product is annotated as transmembrane 7 superfamily member 3. The coding region runs from base 139 to 1836 and encodes 565 amino acids. The record is from RefSeq and is a predicted model, not a curated record. The transcript is spliced from 12 exons. Lineage: Eukaryota; Metazoa; Chordata; Mammalia; Rodentia; Muridae.
GAAGCGCGCGCCUGGCGGGGCUGGGACGACAGGUGAACGCGCGGGGGCCGGCGCGCUACAGCGAUGCGCGCGGGCGCUCCGGGGUAGCACCCGACCCGGCCUGCGCGCCCCCGGCCCGCGCGCCCCCGGCCCGCAGCGAUGUGGCGGCUGCGCCUGCUGGUCCUGGCGGUGCUGGCGGCGGGCAGCGCCGAGGCCCAGGCGAACUCCAGCGACGGUUUCCUCGAGUUUUCUGUGGGAAAAUUUACGUACUUUGCACUCAGCAGGUCCUUUCCGCAGGAGGCCGUUCUGCGCCAUAUUUCAAGCAAUGUGACCUUUCUUCUUUUCCAAAUACACUCACAGUAUCAGAACACAACCGUUUCAUUUACUAAGACUCUCCUUCCCAGCACCUCGGGAACAGGCAACGACAGAGGGCUGGUUUUCAUACUUAGACCCGAGCAGACUACGCGCACUUGGUACCUGGAGACGAAAGAUGCCAAGCCUGUUCAAAGUGUGGCCGUCACGCUUUCCUACUCAGAACAAGAUCCCAUUCCUGGAGGCUGCAAUUUGGAGUUUGAUUUAGAUAUUGAUCCCAACAUUUAUUUGGACUAUAACUUUUUUGAAACAACCAUCAAGUUUGCACCAGCAAACAUAGGCUAUGCAAGAGCUGCAGAGCCCCCACCGUGUGACGUGAGCACAGGCCAGGAGUCCAGGUGGAGGCUGCGCUAUGAUGUGUACCAAUACUUUCUGCCCGAGGACGACCUCACUGAGGCCUCGCUUCUCCGUCAUCUUCAGAGGAUGGCCCAGGUGGCCCAGGUGAAGGCCAGUGCCGUCAAAGUGGUUACCCUGACAGCUGAUGAUAAGACAGUCGUGUCCUUCUCUUCCCUCCCGGGACAAGGAGUCAUCUAUAAUGUCAUUGUUUGGGAUCCGUCCCUCAAUACAUCUGCAGCUUACGUUCCCGCGCACACAUAUGCCUGCAGCUUUGAGUCAGUGGGUGGUAACUGUGUUUCUUCUGGAAGAGUAUCUACGAAAGUGUUCUCCACUUUGUUUGCCAUGCUUGGCCUCUUCAUUUGUUUCUUUGGACACAGAUUCUGGAAAACAGAAUUAUUCUUUAUUGGUUUCAUCUUCCUGGGGUUCUUCUUCUACAUCCUGAUCACCAGACUGACACUCCUUAAGUACGACGUCCGCCUGGUCCUCACCGCUGUAGCUGGCAGCUUCGGUGGACUCCUCCUGGUGGCCUCCUGGUGGCGAUUCGGGAUCCUCACCCUCUGCAUGCUGUGUGUGGGACUCGUGCUGGGCUUCCUUGUCUCCUCUGGGACUUUCUUCACUCCUCUGGGAACCCUGAAUGUUUUUCAUGAUGAUGGGGUGUUCUGGGUGACAUUCUCCUGCAUAGCUCUGCUUGUUCCAGUCAUCUUCAUGGGCUGCCCACGAAUACUGAACAUCCUGGCUUGCGGAGUCGUGGGCUCCUACUCCGUGGUGUUGGCUGUUAGCAGUUACAUGUUCACAAGCCUUUCCUACAUCACCCUGAACGUCCUCAGGAGAGCUCUCAACGUAGAUUUCCGAGGGGUUUUCAUCAGAGUGCCCUUCCAGACCAACGACUACAUCAUCCUGGCUGUGUGGGGGAUGCUGGCUGUCAGUGGAAUUACACUUCAGAUUCGAAGAGAAAGGGGACAGCCGCCUUUCCCGCCCCAUCCCUACAAGCUGUGGAAGCAAGAGAGAGAUCGCAGAGUGACCAACAUUCUGGACCCCAGCCAUCACAUCCCUCCCCUGAGAGAGAGGCUUCAUGGCCGGGUCGCCUGGAUCAAAGAGCUCUUCCACAAGGAACAACCGGCUGGAGAGCGGACACCCCUGCUUCUGUAGACAGCUGCGGGUCAGUGUGCUUGCCCUGGAGCUGUCCCAGGGCCAGUGUGGGGUCAGCUGGGGUGGGCGAUAGGGUGACGCCCCAUUGAAGUACAGCAGUGGAGUUAGAGAAUUCUAAGUGAUAAGGUUAGAAAAAUCACCAAAAAGAUGGUUGUAGAUGUUUUUCCUCAUUUUCCACAAUCUUGAGACGUUACAUUUUGGUUUAUAAAUAGAUGAUUGAUGUCUUUUAUAAAAUACACAAAAAAUAAAAAUGUCUCCUUAAAAUCUUGGUGUUUUGUUCUUGUAGCUUCUUAGACAGUUACAACUCAGUCUGAACCUGUGGAGGGAAGGCAGGCAGUAGGUAUUUAUUUGCUUUGUGUGUAGUUUAGGGAUUUGAUUCUGGGCCCUUGAAUGUCAAGACUAAGAGAAAAGUAACCUCCCUUUUUCCUUAAAAGCAGUCUGAUUAUUUGGCUCCAUCUCAUAUUAAAAUCAGGAACCCUUUUCAUUUUUUUCAAUAUUCAAAUGAUUUAUUUUAAAAACUGUGACAAACUAUCCUAAAGUGUAUCAAUGUAGAUUUCCUGUUGUUUUGCCAGUUAGUGCUUGAAGUGGUGAAUUAAAUAAGUUAUUUCUGUAAUCUAAAAUAGCUCAGUGUAUUACAGAUAAUAUAACUUUUAUAUGAAUAAGUUAUUUAUAGCCCAUUUUUGUUUUGGCCUAUUUUUGUUUUGGGGCCAUUUAAAGCAGUGUUGGCUGCUGACCCUUCUUUCUUAGGUUGCAUUAGUUGGUGACUGGACUGUAUUUUGUCAGAGAGAAGUCAAUGAGACCUUCUUCCUAGCACCCUGUGAAGUUGUGUUAAGGAUUGCUCUGCAUAAUCAGAGCUCUUGUACUCCAAAGCUCAGAGGGAUCACUCAGCCAAGCUGCUUCAAGGCCGCCACACUCUUUUGACUCCUCUGAACAUCAGGCUGUGGGUUGUGAUCUGGCGUCCCUGAUGUAUGUGACGCACAGUGCACUGGUGUAUCAGUGGUGUGCUCCCUUAGAGUUACCACUACUUAACCUUUGAUGUUGCCUCUUAGUCUCCUCACAGCAUGACUAGCCUUGCCAUUUCAGGGAGUGGGUGGAGUCUUCAGUUCUGGCUUUGAAAAAAGGUUUUCAAGUUAAAAAGUAAUGAAACAUUGUAAAAUGAACCCCUUUUGGUUCAUUUCUGAAAAUUCUUGUUCUGUUAUUACUUCAGCAAUAAUUUCUUUUUUAAAAAAAUUGCUAUAGGGUUUCUGGCUUCUAUCACAUGCAUGUAUUUUAGUUGUGCAGAUUGUUGGAGAACUAUUCUCUGUACUGUCAGAACACACUGCCCAUCAGAGCUAUAAAAGGCAGAAGGUGCUUUGGGAGAUACACAAUUUUUGUAAAUUUUCAUAAUUUUUAAUAAUACCAUUUGUAUACUUUUUGUAAUAAAUAUCUACUUUGAGAAAAUGUUUAUGUGCUGCUUAUUAGGAUGUCUCCAGGAGUUUAUACCAGUCAUGUUUGUACUUAUAUAAAGUUAAAUUGGAAAAUAGUUGUUUUAAAAACUUCACUUAAGGAUAACAGGAAGUGAAGGGAAUCCAGGGUGAUAUGUUAUGGUUUAUGUAUAUUUAAGUGUAUUUACUUAUUUUUUUCAUUUAUUGACUUUACAUCCCAGUAUCAGCCCCCUUUCCUCCCAUCCCCCCCCCCCCCAGUCUUCUCCUCAGAGAAGGGGAGGUCUGCUGGCUAUCACUCCAUCCUGUGACAUCGAGUUACUGCAGGACUAGGCACAUCAAGGCCAGACAAGGCAGCCCAGUUGGUGGAAUAGGAUCCGCAGGCAGGCGACAGUCAGGAUCAGUCUUCCUCCGGUUGUUAGAGGACCACACGGAGACAGAGCUGCACAUCUGCCCCUAUGUACAGAGGACCUAGGGCCAGCCCCAUGCUUGCUUGCUCUUUGGGGGUGGUUCGUCUCUGGGAGCCCCCAAGGGUCCAGGUCAGUUGACUCUGUUGGUCUUUCUGUGGAGUCUGUCUUCUUUGGGUCCCUCAAUCCUCUCCUGACUCUUCCACAAGACUCCCCAUGCUCCAUCCAACCAUCUAAUGUUUGUCUCAGCAUGUUUCCACUGGCUGCUGGGUGGAGCCUCUCAGAGGACACUUAUGCUAGGCUCCUGUCUGCAAGCACAGCAGAGUAUUGUUAAUAGUGCCAGGGUUUAGUUCUUGCCUGUGGGAUGAGUCUCAAGUUAGGCCAUUGGUGGGCCAUUCCCUCAGUUUCUGCUCCAUCUUUGUCUGUCCACAUCUUGUAGGAAGGACAAGUUUUGGGUUAAAGUUUUGUGUGUGGGUUGUUGGGAGACCUGUUGGAGGUAGCCAAUUCAGGUUCCAUAUCCCCCACUGCUAGAAGUCUUAGCUCAUCACCCACAUAGACUCUUCAGUACGUUCUGGAGAUGCCCUGCCCUGCCCACCACCAAUUUCUGUUCUCUUCUUUGCUCUUCCUACAUCUGAUUCCCCUCCAGUCCCCUCCCCAUCCCCUUACCACCCAGUUCCCUCCUUCCAUCCACUUGCAAUAUCUAAUCUCCCCUAAUACAGAACUAAAUAUAAUUCUUUUUCUUUAAAUAACUAAAGUAUUAUUUAAGAUUUAAAUAUUUUUAAAAAAAUUUUUUUUGGAUUUUUUUUUUUCUAAGACAGACUUUCUCUGUGUAGCCCUGGCUGUCCUGGAAUUCACUCUGUAGACCAGGCUGGCCUCGAACUCAGAAAUUUGCUUGCUUCUGACUCCCAGAAUGCUGGGAUUACAGGUGUGUGCCACCACCACCUGGUGUUUAAUUUAAUAAUAUUUUAUUUUUUAUUGGAUAUACUAUUUAUUUACAUUUUAAAUGUUCCCUUUCCACUUUCCCCCACUCCCAGAAAGCUCCCAUCCCAUCCUCCUUCCCCCUGCUUCUGUGAGGGAGUUCCUCCACCCACCCCACUCCCACCUCUCUGCCCUCAAAUCUCCUACACUGGGGCAUAUCUAUCAAGCGUUCAUAGGACCAAGGACCUCGCCUCUCAUUGAUGCCUGACAAAGAAAUUCUCUGUUACAUAUGCAGCUGGAACCAUGUGUACCCCUUGGUUGAUGUCUUAGUCCCUGGGAGCUCUGCGGGGGAGGGGGGGUCUGGUUGGUUAAUAUUGUUGUUCUUCCUAUAAGGUUGCAAACCCCUUCAGCUCCGUUAGUCCUUUCUCUAACUCCCCCAUUGGGGACCCCAAGCUCAGUCCAAUGGUUGGCUGUGAGCAUCUGCCUCUGUAUUUGUAAGGCUCUGGCAGGGCCUCUCAGGAGACAGCCGUAUCCAGUUCCUUUGUGCAAGCAUUUCUUGGCAUCCACAAUAGUGUUGGGGUUUGGUGACUGUAUAUGGGAUAAAUCCCCAGGUGGGAGAGUCUCUGGAUGGCCUUUCCUUCAGUCUCUGCUCUAUACUUUACAUAUUUGCUCCUGUAUUUUGUUCCCCCUCUCAGAAGAACCAAAGCACCCACAUUUUGGUCUUCCUUCUUCUUGAGCUUCAUGUGAUCUGUGAAUUCUAUCUUGGGUAUUCAGAGCUUUUGGGUUAAUAUCCACUUAGUGAGUACAUACCAUGUGUGUUCUUUUGUGACUGGGUUACCUCACUCAGGAUAUUUUCCAGCUCCAUCCAUUUGCCUAAGAAUUUCAUGAAUUCAUUGUUUUUAAUAGCUGACUAGUACUCCAUUGUAUACAUACACCACAUUUUCUGUAUCCAUUCCUCUGUUGAAGGACAUCUGGAUUCUUUCCAGCUUCUGGCUAUUAUAAAUAAAGCAGCUAUGAACAUA